AUGAGCGGGAGCCAUGUCUAUGCACCAUCACUGGCCACGGCUAGCGACCGCGAGCAGCGGAUGCUUGCACUAGCCGCUCAUCGCCACCACCGCCACCACGUCACCACUGCCACCACCGUCACCACACAUAGAGCGUGA
Molecule: messenger RNA, 138 nt
Organism: Phytophthora nicotianae INRA-310
Lineage: Eukaryota; Oomycota; Peronosporomycetes; Peronosporales; Peronosporaceae
Exons: 1
Coding region: 1-138 (45 amino acids)
Source: RefSeq, a predicted model, not a curated record